AGGCUGUGGCGGCCAUGCCCGCACGGCGCGGCCAGCCGGCCCGCCGCCCCCGCCCCCGCCGGGGCUCGUCCCGGGGGGGCCGGGCCGAGGCGGCCUGGAGGGACUUCGCCGCCUCCUUCGCCCGCGCCGGCAUGGUGCCACCGGCCGAGGCGAGUCUGGUGGCCGUGGAGACGGCGGAAGGCGCCGCUGUCCUCAUUCUGGCACCGCGGCAGACGCUGACAUUCACCGGGAAAUGCCGCCUGCGCUGCCUCUACGGUUCCGUCCGCCUGCUGGGCUUCGCCGUCGCCUCGCACCAGCCGGGGCUGCCGGUGUAUUCCCCGUCCACCCACUGCGCGCUCACCCUGGAAGCGCUGCCCGCCGACCGCCCGACCGCCGUCGACCUCCGGCAGCUCCGCGCCGCCGCCCGCGCCGCCCUGAGGGCCCACAGCGUCCGUCGCCAGGCGCGGGUGAAGGCGAUGGCACAGUUCUCCCCGGAGUGCGCUGUGGUGCUGCUGGAGCACCUGGACACGCUGGUGACACGGUUCCUGCUGAGCCAUCCCCCGCUGUCACGGCUCUUUGAGCCCCAGAAAAAAGAAGAACCCAACUUCACGCCAGAAGAUGCUGUUCUGGCCUCUGUUGGCAUUGUGAAGUGUAGCCCUGACCAUGGGCUGCUGGUGUCAGAGAGCAUGGCCCUGGCCUUGGAAGAGUUGAUCCAGGCGUGCUGUGCGGAAGAUGAAGGUGUCCCAGUGGUUCUGGUGUGUGGCCCAAAAAACACAGGGAAGUCAACAUUUAAUAGAUACCUAAUUAAUCUGCUACUGAAUCGCCUUCCCUCAGUUGAAUAUAUGGAAUGUGACAUAGGUCAAACUGAAUUUACACCGCCUGGAUGUGUGUCUUUAAGUGAUGUCACAGAGCCAAUUCUUGGCCCACCCUUCACUCAUCAACAGACACCACGUAAGAUGGUGUAUUAUGGACAGACCAGUUGUGAGCAGGACACAGAAAGAUACCUUGAUGUUGUGAAGUAUGUGUUCAGCUCCUACAAGAAGGAAGUGCCUUUAGUCAUCAACACCAUGGGCUGGGUGAAAGGUGAGGGGUUGCUGCUUCUGAUUGAUAUCAUUCGGCUGUUGUCACCCAGUCACAUUGUUCAGAUGGAUGUGUAUGACUGGAAGGCCAUGGCUCCACUCACCCCAGAGCACGUCCAUCAGACUCCUGGGCUGUACACCAAGGGCAAGCAGCAAGCCAAGCGCAAACGGAUGGGCCUGAGUGGAGCAGAGAACUGGAAGUCCACUGAAGGAGAUGGAGAUACAUCAGCUCCUGAGUAUAAACUGCUUUAUGUCCAUCCAGAAUUCCCCCGAGCAGGGGUUGCAGGUGAAGCGCGAGUACAUAGUGGCAUCCUGCGUGACAUGGCCAUACUGGGCUACCUGGGCCAGCUGCAGUCCCCAGACAUUGGGGCAGUGCUUCCACUGCACAGUCUUGUGCCAUAUCAGGUACCUUUCAAUGCUGUUGCACUCAGGGUUAUUCACACUGAUGUUGCUCCUACCAACAUCAUGUAUGCAGUGAAUGCCAGCUGGGUUGGGCUCUGCAGGAUACCAGAUGAAAUCAGAUGCCAAACGGAUGGGCCAGUCCUGCUGACACAGACACCAGUCUGUGAUUGCCUUGGCUUCGGAAUUGUCCGAGGGGUUGACAUAGAGAAGAAACUUUACCACAUUCUGACGCCGGUGCCUCCAGAGAACCUGAGACAAGUGAAUUGUCUGCUCCUUGGGAAUAUUGCUAUCCCAAACUGUGUUCUUGUGGGCCAGCAAGGAAUUGAGGGAGAGAUCCCCUAUGUCACAUCUGAUUAUAACUACAGCAUUUUGGGGUCUGGGAAGCUUAAAAAGAAAAAGCAUUUCAUGAGGCGGGAGUAUGCGUUUGAGUGUGAUUAUGCCUGAAGCCUCGGAGACCUUGGACCAUGGAUUCAUUUGGAUGGAGAGCUGGGUGUGGUCACCCAGAAGCUCUGGGUAUCACAGAGGUUUGAGAGACCUGGGAGAGGUGUCUGGUUUAGAUCCUACAGCAUGCCCGUUUUUAAUAAUGUUUUAUAAUUUUUGUUUGUAUUUUGAUGGUUUGUAAUAAAUAUUAAAAAUGUUG
Messenger RNA from Calypte anna (Anna's hummingbird), 2100 nucleotides. It is a transcript of the gene NOL9, whose product is annotated as nucleolar protein 9. The record is from RefSeq and is a predicted model, not a curated record. Bases 15 to 1904 code for a protein of 629 amino acids. Gene Ontology annotation, cellular component: nucleus. Lineage: Eukaryota; Metazoa; Chordata; Aves; Apodiformes; Trochilidae. Gene Ontology annotation, biological process: cleavage in ITS2 between 5.8S rRNA and LSU-rRNA of tricistronic rRNA transcript (SSU-rRNA, 5.8S rRNA, LSU-rRNA). Gene Ontology annotation, molecular function: polynucleotide 5'-hydroxyl-kinase activity. The transcript has 12 exons.